Messenger RNA from Synchiropus splendidus (mandarinfish), 789 nucleotides. It is a transcript of the gene cldn5b, whose product is annotated as claudin 5b. Gene Ontology annotation, cellular component: bicellular tight junction; plasma membrane. Gene Ontology annotation, biological process: bicellular tight junction assembly; cell adhesion. Gene Ontology annotation, molecular function: structural molecule activity. Bases 1 to 630 code for a protein of 209 amino acids. The record is from RefSeq and is a predicted model, not a curated record. NCBI's taxonomy places the organism in Eukaryota, Metazoa, Chordata, Actinopteri, Syngnathiformes, Callionymidae. The transcript has a single exon.
AUGCUGACCGCGUGCGUGGAGGGUCUGGGCCUGGCUCUGAGCGCGGCCGGCUCGCUGCUGGUGAUGGUGGCCUGCGGGCUGCCCAUGUGGCGGGUCAGCGCCUUCAUCAACUCCAACAUCGUGGUGGCGCAGACCCUGUGGGACGGUCUGUGGAUGAGCUGCGUGGUCCAGAGCACCGGGCAGAUGCAGUGCAAGGUCCACGACUCGGUUCUGGCGCUGACGCAGGACCUGCAGACGGCGCGGGCGCUGACGGUGGGCUCAGCCGUGCUGGGGGUCGCGGCUCUGGCGGUGACGGUGGCGGGGGCGCAGUGCACCACCUGCGUCGGCGACCAAGAGGUCAAGGCUCGGACGGUGGGCGCCGGCGGGGUCCUGUCCAUCGUCAGCGGGCUGUUCAUGCUGGUGCCGCUGUGCUGGAUGGCCAACAACAUCAUCGUGGACUUCUACGACCCGACCGUGCCCCCCUCCCAGAAGAGGGAGCUCGGAGCGGCCAUCUACGUGGGCUGGGCCGCCACGGGGCUGCUGCUGCUGGGGGGCGCGCUGCUCUGCUGCUCCCUGUGGCCCGGGGUCAGGACCGGCCUCGCGCCCAUCAAGACCACCUGCGGCGGGGACGGGAACAAGUACUACGUGUGACGUCACUCGUCACUGUCCAUUUUUGCUUGGGACCUCAUCACCCUGCUUAGAUGAGUACAAAUACACGUUGAAAUACUCUGAACUCAAAACAAGUCACUUGACUGACUGACGUCAUUAUGGACAGGAAGUCGAGGUGCCGGAGUCGUUUUUUCAUAAAAA